AUGUCAUUUGACCGUUUGAUUCGUUUCGUGGAUGGGGAGGGCAGGACGUCGUACGGCGACUUGGCCAAGCCCCUGGCGGCUAAGGAGAUAAUUGGGACCCAGGUCACUGUCGUGGUCGGAACCUUACAGUACGGAUUUACCAGGACAAACGAGAAACGCACAGUAGCAAAGUUGCUUAACCCAGUUCCCGAUGCACCUUCCGUACUAUGUGCUGGUCUCAACUACAAGCUCCACUCCAAUGAGACAAACUUCGUCAUCCCGACAAAGCCCGUCAUCUUCAUGACGCCAGCUGAAAGGCUCACCGGUCCUCUCGACGACAUUGUCGCCCACGAUGAUGCGCAGCCGAUGUUGGACUACGAAGGCGAGCUAGUCUUCGUGUUGUCUAAAGAUGCGAAAGAUGUGAAGGAAGAGGACGCUUUCGAUUAUGUUUUGGGGUACACUAUCGGCAACGACGUUUCUGCGAGAAGUCUGGUCCCAGUAGAGAUCUCGGGAAACCAGAUGGGCCAUUCAAAGUCGUUUGAUACCUUCGGACCGAUCGGCCCUUGUAUCACUUCUACAAAGCUGAUUCCCGACCCCCAAGCACUCCAUCUGGUAACCAAGGUAAAUGGAGAAAAGAGACAGGAUACUCAGACAAGGGAAAUGAUCUUUAGCGUCAAGCAGCUGAUUGCUUACGCUUCGAAGAACCGCACUCUCAAACAAGGGACAGUGGUCAUGACCGGCACACCCAACGGCGUUGGCUGGUUUUCAAACGGCUUGCUGGGCCACGGGGACGUAGUUGAUGUUGAAAUCAGCGAAAUUGGAUCCAUUUCGAACAAGGUCGUGUUCAAAUGA
Colletotrichum siamense is the source of this 831-nucleotide messenger RNA. RefSeq names its product Fumarylacetoacetate hydrolase domain-containing protein 2 (gene fahd2-5). Bases 1 to 831 code for a protein of 276 amino acids. Gene Ontology annotation, molecular function: acetylpyruvate hydrolase activity. The transcript has 3 exons. Lineage: Eukaryota; Fungi; Ascomycota; Sordariomycetes; Glomerellales; Glomerellaceae. The record is from RefSeq and is a predicted model, not a curated record.